Molecule: messenger RNA, 1916 nt
Organism: Scylla paramamosain (green mud crab)
Lineage: Eukaryota; Metazoa; Arthropoda; Malacostraca; Decapoda; Portunidae
Product: transmembrane protein 199-like
Exons: 1
Coding region: 1-618 (205 amino acids)
Biological process (GO): vacuolar proton-transporting V-type ATPase complex assembly
Cellular component (GO): endomembrane system
Source: RefSeq, a predicted model, not a curated record
AUGCCUGCCAUGGAUGACCAUAUUUCUGUUAUCCCAUCGCCAAGAUUUAAGGAAAUUUUGUUUGAGUUUAAAGAAGGUGAAGACACUCCCAAGAGCAUUAGGGAAAAAUUAGUGGCUGAAGAAGACACUGACAAGGAGAUAAAGUUAACCACUGAAGAAGUGGAAUGGUGCCACACCAAAAUCAGAGAAAGUAACAAGCCAGAGAGGAUCCACAAGCUCCUCUCGGAGAGUCAGAUCAUCUUGCCUAAAUAUGAACCUCCGCCCCGUAGCCCAGAACUGGAGGCUCGUGUCCAGAGGCUCCGCUUUGAGCAGGAGAACCGGGAAUACAAAAAUAUGACUAGAUCAGUAGAUGCCACAUAUCAAAGGGAAAAUUUAGGUCUUGGGGAAAUUGGAAAAGACAUCAGAACUGUUAAUCAGCACAUUAUUUCUGGGAUGCAGUAUCUUCUGUCUGUUGUUGGCACAUUUUUUGCCAUUUUUAUAGGAGUGGGCAUGGCCACUCCAGACUAUGGUGUGAGAGCUUUGGUGGCUACUAUAGCAGCGGUCAUUGUGGGCUUGGCUGAGCUGUUCUUCAUCAUCAGAGAGGAUGCUAAAAAGGAAAGCAAGAUUAAAAAGGAAUAGCAAGCUCUAGUUUUGCCAACAGCAUUACAAUUCAUAAUUUGUGAAUCAUGAGAGUUAAACAGUCACCUGUACAUAGGUUAAAACAGAAAUGAUUAUGGACAAUCAGCCACAAAGUACACACAUGUAUUUCUUCAGUCCUUUCUGGUCCCUCCAUACCAUGUCAAGGCCAAGGCAGUGUCUCUUCCCAUGGUGGUACUUCAAUAAGUAUUAAGGUAGCAUUUGGUCUACCAUAAGAAACAGUAUUGACUUUAUUGUACACAACUUGUAUUACAAUGAAGGAAGAUCAUGUAUAAAUUAAGUGUCUGGUCUCAUAUGAAUGUGUCCUGACACACACACACAAACACACAGAUGGUGAGUUGCAGUGAUCAGUGUCAUAAGAUAAGCAGUGGUCUCUGUCGGCAAUUAAAUUACAUUGAGAGGGGAGUCUCUCUCUCUCUCUCUCCCCUUAUGUCACUCUAUCUCCAUUUCUCUUACUACCUGAAGAAUGUGCCCAUCCUCAGAGAGAGAGAGAGAGAGAGAGAGAGAGAGAAUAAAUCAGCUCCUCUCCCAUUUCACUGUAUAACAACUACAUACAAAAUACACAGCGCUGUGCUGCUGUCUGUGAUUGUAAGUGCAAGGUGAAUGGUGUUUACACAAGAUAGUCCUGUAAAAUAAGUCUACACCACUAACCAACCUGCACAUCAAUAAAGGAAAAUGUGGAGGACCUGCCUAGUCACCUUGCUCCAGCCACUCACUGAGCUGUGGGAUUCUUGGCAUGGACUUCAUCAGUUUGAGAGGAGGACUUCAUCAGUGAGAGGAGCUGUAUACCAUCACAACUAAUGAUUCUGCUCUAGGUAAGAAAUAAUUCAUAUAAUUUUCAAAUCAGUGAUUCCUGCCAAGCCAUUCAGACUACAUGUUUUCUUGAACAAUCACUGUUUAAAGGUAUCAAUAUCCUAUAACGAGUGCAUCAGAGAAAGAGUUGCAGAAUGCUGGUACUUUAUAUACAGACUCCCAAGUAAUGGUAAGCAUGACCAUGAGUGUACUAGAAAGUACAGGCACACUGAAGCCUCCCUGUGUGGAGCAUCAACUGAGGGUUCCAACAUUUUGUGUGAUAUCACUCCUGACUGUAAAUAUAAUUUACUAGAACAUUUAUGUGUGAUAUAACCUCUGGGUGUAAAUAUUUUAAUUUAUUGUCAUACAGGCUGUGUUUGAUAUAGUACUUCUGAUAAGUCAUUCAUUUAUUGCAUUUCUUAUUCUGUGCAUCAUAGUUAAGAGCUGUCAGAAAUAUAUUCCCUAUAUAAAAAGUCUCCCCUCAGCAA